Messenger RNA from Colletotrichum abscissum, 234 nucleotides. RefSeq lists its product as uncharacterized. The transcript has 2 exons. Bases 1 to 234 code for a protein of 77 amino acids. The record is from RefSeq and is a predicted model, not a curated record. NCBI's taxonomy places the organism in Eukaryota, Fungi, Ascomycota, Sordariomycetes, Glomerellales, Glomerellaceae.
AUGUAUCGAAGCCGAAAGCUGUUCUAUAGAGCCUCAACACUCUGCCUCUUCACCCUGAUGCAAGCUGUCGAUCCUUCUAUGAUGCAGGUUUCUAGCACUCACAGACGGCGACAGGCUGGAGAAGUCCGUCUGCCUUUCCCCGCCUUACCCAAGUCUCCAACGCUCUCAGAACAGUGUCGCGUGACCGUCAUUCUCACCUCAACUCGUGAUGAUUCAUCUCGUUGUCUUGCAUAA